AGCCCACCGGUGCAGAUGAGCUCUUGGCAGGAAAACAACACCCCCUGCAACUGGACGGGCAUCGUGUGCACAGCUGUUCGCCAUGGCCGCCGCAUGCCCAGGGUAGUUACCGACAUCUCCCUGCCGGAUGCUGGCAUCAGGGGCCAGCUUGGUGAGCUCAACUUCUCAGCUCUUCCAUUCCUCACAUAUAUUGACCUCACCAACAACAGUCUCCAUGGUGCACUACCAGCUAGUAUCAGCUGCCUGUCAUCACUUUUGGAACUCUACCUUCCCUACAACCAGCUCACAUGGAAAAUUCCCGAUGAGAUUGGUGGCCUGCAAAGUCUGAGGGUGCUUGAGCUCUCAUUUAACAGACUCACAGGACAUAUUCCUGCGUCUCUGGGCAACCUAACAAUGUUAACUGAUCUCGCCAUUCACCAAACCAUGGUAUCAGGUCCCAUUCCUGAGGAGAUUGGAAGGCUUGUCAACCUGCAAAUUCUACAGCUAAGCAAUAGCAUCUUAAGCGGCAUAAUACCAAAAACCCUUGGAAAUCUGAGCCGGCUAAAUACUUUGUACCUAUAUGGUAAUCAACUUUCAGGUCCUAUACCACAAGAACUAGGCACGCUAGUACGUUUGCAAAUUCUUGAGCUUAGUUCAAAUAAUUUUUCAGGUCCAAUUCCAAUAUCCAUAACCAAUCUCACUAAGAUGAACCAACUUUUUCUCUUUGAAAAUCAAAUCACAGGUUCAAUACCCCCAGAACUAGGCAAACUCGCUAAGCUAAACCAACUUGUUCUCUACAAAAAUCAAAUAACAGGUUCAAUACCCCCAGAACUAGGGAACCUCGCUAUUCUAGACCAACUUGAACUCUAUAGUAAUCAAAUAACUGGUUCAAUACUCCCAGAACUAGGGAAUCUCACUGUGCUUAAUGAACUUUCUCUCUAUGCAAAUCAAAUCACAGGUCCAAUACCUCCAGAACUAGGAAACCUCACUAUGCUCAAUGUACUUUAUCUCUAUACAAACGAAAUCACAGGCGCGAUACCUUUAGAAUUGGGCAUGUUAUUGAAUCUCAGAGAAUUAGACUUGUCCGAUAACCAAAUAUCUGGCUCUAUUCCCCAAGAGAUUGGCAAUCUGAUGAACCUCAAAUAUUUAUACUUGUUUCAGAAUCAAAUUUCGGGCUCAAUACCUAGAACUUUUGGGAAGUUGCAAAGCAUGCAAGAACUGCUAGUCUUUGAUAACAACUUAUCAGGUUCUCUUCCUCAAGAAUUUGAAGAUCUCAUCAGCCUUGUUACACUUGAGUUGUCUAACAACUCAUUUUCAGGACCUUUACCCGCAAAUAUUUGUUCAGGUGGGAAACUUCAAUAUCUCAUUGCCUUCUCUAAUAUGUUCAAUGGCCCCAUUCCAAGGAGUUUAAAGACAUGUACGAGUUUGGUUGAAAUUGACCUUCAAUCGAACCGUCUAACAGGGGAUAUAUCUCAACACUUUGGUGUGUAUCCACAACUCAUAAAGAUGAUCUUGAAAUCGAAUAGACUCUCUGGGCACAUCUCACCAAAUAUAGGUGCAUGUACCCAACUAACGGUGCUACGUCUAGCACAAAAUAUGAUCACGGGUUCCAUACCUCCAGUCAUUUCGAAAUUGUCCAACCUAGAACAACUAAGACUCGAUUCUAAUCAUCUCAGCGGUGAGAUUCCACCAGAAAUCUGCACUUUAGCAAAUCUAUAUAGCCUUAACUUAUCAUCAAACCAAUUAUCUGGAUCCAUACCUACACAGGUAGAAAAGCUAAGCAAUCUAGGAUACCUUGAUAUAUCUGGGAACAUACUGAGUGGAUUAAUACCCGAGGAACUAGGAGCAUGCAUGAAACUACAGUCCCUGAAGAUCAACAACAACAACUUCGGUGGGAGCUUGCCUGGUGCGAUUGGAAAUUUAGCAGGCUUGCAGAUCAUGUUAGAUGUGAGCAACAAUAACCUCAGUGGUGUGUUGCCCCAACAACUUGGGAAGUUGCAGAUGCUAGAAUUUCUGAAUUUAUCACAUAAUCAGUUCAGUGGCAGCAUUCCAUCCUCCUUCACAGGCAUGGUGAGCCUGUCAACACUCGAUGUGUCCUACAACGGCUUGGAAGGACUGGUGCCAACAACACGGCUACUCCAAAAUGCUUCAGCAAGUUGGUUUCUUCCCAAUAAGGGUCUGUGUGGUAACCUCUCUGGCCUGCCACCUUGUUAUUCAACCCAAGUAGCUGCUCACCAAAAAGGGAAGAUACUUUGUUUGCUUUUGCCAAUUGUUCUUGUGAUGGGUUUCAGCAUUGUUGUUACAAUUGCUGUCAUAAAAAUGAUUAGUCGAAACAAGAGUAAACCACAAGAAAAUGUUACCGCUGAAGCAAGGGACCAAUUCUCUGUUUGGAAUUUCAACGGAAGAUUGGCAUUUGACGAUAUUGUAAGGGCAACAGAAGACUUUGACGAUAAGUACAUCAUUGGAACGGGGGGAUACGGCAAAGUCUACAAGGCACAACUCCAAGAUGGGCAGCUGGUUGCUGUGAAGAAGCUUCAUCAGACCGAAGAAGAGUUGGAUGAUGAAAGAAGAUUUCGUAGUGAGAUGGAAAUCUUAUCGCAGAUCCGACAACGAAGCAUCGUCAAAAUGUAUGGAUUUUGCUCCCAUCCAGCGUAUAAAUUUCUUGUCUACGACUACAUUCAGCAGGGCAGCCUCCAUAGGAUACUGGAAAAUGAGGAGCUAGCAAAGGAAUUCGAUUGGCAGAAGAGAAUUGCUCUUCCAAAUGAUGUGGCUCAAGCAAUAUCUUAUUUGCACCACGAAUGCAGUCCACCUAUAAUCCAUCGAGAUAUCACGAGUAACAACAUCUUACUUGAUACAACCUUCAAGGCUUUCCUCUCGGAUUUCGGCACAGCAAGGAUUCUUAAGUCAGAUUCAUCAAACCGGAGUGCACUAGCAGGAACGUAUGGCUACAUAGCUCCUGAACUGUCGUACACAUUUGUUGUGACAGAGAAAUGUGACGUAUAUAGCUUUGGCAUUGUUGUGCUAGAGCUACUGAUGGGGAAGCAUCCGAGGGAUCUAUUAGAUGGUACUUUCUUAAAUGGAGAACAAACUAUACUGGUGCAAGAUAUUCUGGACCAACGGGUGACAACACCAACAACAACAGAAGAGAACAACUUAUGUCUCCUCAUUAAGCUGGCCUUUUCUUGCUUGGGUUCUUUUCCACAAGCAAGGCCAACCAUGAGGGAGGCAUACCAAACGCUCAUCCAGCGAUCCUCUUCUAGUUCAUGUCCCGUGCCUUUCUACGCAUUUACAUUACAGCAAGCAAGGGAUGCAUAUUAA
Triticum aestivum (bread wheat) is the source of this 3297-nucleotide messenger RNA. Its product is annotated as probable leucine-rich repeat receptor-like protein kinase At1g35710. Bases 16 to 3297 code for a protein of 1093 amino acids. The transcript has 2 exons. The record is from RefSeq and is a predicted model, not a curated record. Lineage: Eukaryota; Viridiplantae; Streptophyta; Magnoliopsida; Poales; Poaceae. Gene Ontology annotation, molecular function: protein binding; protein kinase activity; ATP binding. Gene Ontology annotation, biological process: protein phosphorylation.